GGCCCGGGCUAGGACACAGAGAAGAGCGCUUCCGGAGACCUCGCGAGAUUUCCCGUGAGCCGCGGCCGACCAGGCGCGUCUGUCCGGUCGCCCAGCAACCGCACCACGGCUGCCGAUGAGGCCUGGCACCCGCGAAAUUUACCAAACCUGAGUUACUGACCUGGCUCAUCCCGCGAACGAAAGUUGGGCAUAAAACAAUACCUAAACCUGCUUCUUAACAUGGUACCAGAAGAGAGCUAUUGCCAAGAAUUUGAUUUAUAGAGAAAUCAUGGUUCGACUGACCUUGGAUCUAAUUGCCAAAAAGAGCAAUCUUAAACCCCGAAAAGAAGAAACCACUUUACAAUACCUGAAGAAAAUAACUCAUAUAAAUUUUUCAGCCAAAAAUAUAGAUGCAAUUGAAGACCUCUCUCUUUGCAAAAAUCUUAGUGUUUUAUAUUUGUAUGAUAACUGUAUUAGUCAAAUCACUAACCUGAAUUAUGCCACAAAUCUGACCCACUUGUACCUACAAAACAAUUGUAUUUCAUGUAUAGAGAACCUCGGGUCAUUAAAGAAACUGGAAAAACUAUAUCUGGGAGGCAACUACAUUGCUGUCAUAGAAGGCUUGGAAGGCUUAGAAGGACUAAGAGAGCUUCAUGUUGAGAGUCAGAGGCUUCCCCUUGGAGAAAAGCUCCUGUUUGAUCCAAGAACUCUUCAUUCUCUGGCAAAAUCCCUCUCUAUAUUGAAUAUCAGCAAUAAUAAUAUUGAUGACAUAAGAGACUUAGAAAUACUGGAGAAUCUUAAUCAGCUCAUAGCAGUUGACAACCAACUUCUGCAUGUGAAGGAUUUGGAGUGUUUACUGAACAAGUUGAUGAAGCUGUGGAAAAUGGAUCUAAACAGAAAUCCUGUUUGUCUCAAACCGAAAUAUAGAGAUAGACUGAUAUUGGUGUCCAAAUCACUAGAAUUCCUUGAUGGAAAAGAAAUUAAAAAUAUGGAAAGACAAUUCCUAAUGAAUUGGAAAGCAUCCAAAGAUGCCAAGAAAAUCAGCAAAAAAAGGAACAGUAAGAACGAGGAUAUAAGUAACUCAUACAUAAGAAUCUCUCUUUGAAGGAAUCUGAAAGCUUGCUGACAAAAAAUGAUGUACGUGAACCUCACCUUCUUCAUAACUCAAAAGUAGGAGAAAAUGUGUUUGUAAAAAACCAGUAAAUUCAGCCU
This is a messenger RNA of Balaenoptera musculus (blue whale), 1191 nucleotides long. It is a transcript of the gene PPP1R42, whose product is annotated as protein phosphatase 1 regulatory subunit 42. Gene Ontology annotation, molecular function: protein binding. The record is from RefSeq and is a predicted model, not a curated record. The transcript is spliced from 8 exons. NCBI's taxonomy places the organism in Eukaryota, Metazoa, Chordata, Mammalia, Artiodactyla, Balaenopteridae. Bases 269 to 1084 code for a protein of 271 amino acids.